AAUUAACCAUCCAAGAGAUUCCUCGAGGAUCCACUUAAACGCGUUCAUAUUGCUUAAAUAAGGCUGUGAAUCUUCCGUCUCUCUUUCUUUUUUCUCUUACAAAAGCCCAUACUAAUUUUGAAAGAUCAGACGUUGACACUCUAACAAUUGCCUCAAACUUCACACCAACCCUGUUGGUCAAUCCAACCAAACACAAAAGGAGGAGCCAUGCCAGCUUCAAGUGAAACUCCAGUUAGGCUUGAGGGGACACUUCUUGCAAUUCUUGUGUGUUGGUUCCUUGGACUUGGCUCACUAGUUUCAUGGAAUAGUAUGUUGACGAUAGGAGACUACUACUAUGCGUUGUUUCCUGACUACCAUCCAUCAAGGGUACUUACACUCGUCUAUCAACCAUUUGCACUAGGAACAAUGGCAAUACUUGCUUAUAACGAGUCAAAGAUCGAUACUAGAAAACGUAAUAUCGCUGGAUACAUCCUCUUCUGUUUGAGCACUUUCGCACUUAUAGUGUUGGAUUUAGCUACGUCAGGGAAAGGGGGUAUCGGAAAUUAUAUUGGUAUAUGUGCAUUUGUUGGUGCUUUUGGAGUAGCAGAUGCUCAUGUCCAAGGCGGAAUGGUUGGCGACCUGUCUUUCAUGCGUCCAGAAUUUAUGCAGUCUUUCUUCGCUGGUUUGGCUGCAUCAGGAGCUCUAACCUCAGGUUUGAGGCUAAUGACAAAAGCAGCUUUUGAAAAUUCAGGAGACGGUCUUCGAAAAGGAACUAUGUUGUUUCUUGCUAUAGCCACAUUCCUAGAGUUCCUCUGCAUAUUUUUGUAUGCUCUAGUAUUCCCUAAACUACCAGUUGUCAAAUACUAUCGCUCAAAAGCAGCAUCUGAAGGAUCAACAACUGUUUCAUCCGAUCUUGCAGCUGCUGGCAUACAAAAAGAAGAAAUUCAACAAGCUGAGGACGAUGCUGACUCUAAAAAGAGGCUGACCAACAAAGAAUUGUUCUAUCAGAACAUUGAUUAUUUGUUGGACUUGUUUCUAAUCUAUGUCCUGACAUUGUCGAUUUUCCCUGGGUUCUUAUAUGAAAACACUGGUGAACACCAGUUGGGAUCAUGGUAUCCACUUGUUCUAAUAGCAAUGUACAAUGUGUUGGAUUUGAUUGGUAGAUACGUUCCAUUGAUAGAAUUUAUCAAGUUGGAAUCUCGGAAAGGCCUAAUGAUAGCAAUAUUAUCCCGUUUCUUGCUCAUCCCAGCAUUUUAUUUCACUGCAAAAUACGGUGAUCAAGGGUGGAUGAUCUUUCUUGUAUCAUUCCUUGGAUUAAGUAAUGGUUACCUAACUGUGUGUGUCAUGACAGUAGCUCCUAAAGGUUACAAGGGUCCGGAGCAAAAUGCACUAGGGAAUCUGCUGGUAUUAUUCCUGUUAGGCGGUAUAUUUGCAGGAGUUUCUCUGGAUUGGUUGUGGCUAAUUAAUAGUAGCACAGAGUUUUGAAGAAAGAACACAAUUAAGCCUAAGCGACGAAGUUGCUAAACACCCACACGGACAAAACAAGAACCAAAAAGCUGUUAUCAGCUAGUAUUACAUAUCAGCACUCAAUUGUUUACUGCAACUGUUUGUUCAUAUUUCUUUGUAAAUUAGUAGCUUGUAGAUUUCUACAAAGUGUGUAUCAUUUUAGAUAGAAGCUCUGAAAAAUAUUUAUUCCCUCAUUAUUAUUCAAGAGUAAUGGCAUAUCGCAAGUGAAAUUAUACAAUGGAAGUGUUUAUCUUAGUUAUAC
Molecule: messenger RNA, 1747 nt
Organism: Daucus carota subsp. sativus
Lineage: Eukaryota; Viridiplantae; Streptophyta; Magnoliopsida; Apiales; Apiaceae
Product: equilibrative nucleotide transporter 3
Exons: 10
Coding region: 208-1464 (418 amino acids)
Biological process (GO): nucleoside transmembrane transport
Cellular component (GO): plasma membrane
Molecular function (GO): nucleoside transmembrane transporter activity
Source: RefSeq, a predicted model, not a curated record